AUGGCAACGACUCGUCGGAACGGUCAGUUGUGGUCCUGUGAGCCAUGUCGCAAAUCAAAACUGCGUUGUGAUCAUGCAAGCCCGGUUUGUGGCCGCUGCAUACGGCGCGAUAGGAAACAUCUCUGCGUCUAUCAUCCAUCGCCUCUCACAAGGCUCACACAGGCAACAACAGCCCGCGAUAAUCCUUUAUCACUCCCACCACGGGCACCGAAAACCCGUGAGAAUGGUAGACCCCCCCUUACGCGGGCAAUAAACUCCCGCGAGAAACCUCGUGAGAAGUCGACACCAGUCCCACCGCCAAUAGAGUCAACGGAGCUCAGCACCAUAUUAGACGACUGGUGCCAAAAGCAACCCACCGUACAGACACCGGGAUUCCUUGGCCACACUAGCUACAAUGAUGCGUUCAGAGAUAGCGAUAGUGGAUUGGAGCUUGGAAGCUUAUCACCGUCUCCAGAAACGUUUGCAAUGAAUAUAGAGAAUGUCCAGCGCGGGGCAAGAGCGUUGGCCUUGUUGAAACAUCUUCCUCUAUACCGAGAAAUGUUGCUUGCCCGGUAUAAGGUCUGGGAAGGCUGGACCAUUGGUCGUCCGAUAACACUUAUGAUUUUGGGCCAGACUGAAGAAAUGUGGAGCUCUGUCCAAUGCGAUGAAGCGGAUGAAACAAAACAGACGUUGUUGCUGUCCAAGAGACUAUUCGAGAAGCAGACGCAACCCAUUGAUAUUCAUUCAGAGACGAGAUGGACAGAAUUUGUGUCUUCUGUUACGGGACGUUGGGAAACAUUAGGUUUGCUGUUUACUCUAAUCGGUCUGGCAGCUGACAGCACCCCUCGUGAUUCAGGUGGUCACCGAGCGUGGCGCAAGUUAGGUGAUUUGGCCACCACUCUGUUUGCAUUCGGACUUCAUCAGCAGUCGACAAAUCUGCCAUUCUUCCUUAAAGAGAUACGCCAGCGAACAAUGAUCGCAGCAUAUGCCGUGGACAAGUCGGGCGCAACAUUCCUUGGUCGACCGCCACUCAUCAGUCGGCAAUAUUGUGACCUUCCGAUGCCGUUGGACCUUAGUUGGGAUGAAGUACUUGCCGAACCAGCCGCACGUGAAGCAGCCAUUGCAAAUCUGACCGUUGAUGGCUGGAAUAAAGAAGCUAGUUUUCAGAAAGGCGCGAUGGGUCGCAUUUGUCUUUUGGCGAGUAUCUUUCGUGAAAAGGCACUGGAGUUUUCGCUUGGUCGCGUCACAGAAGACCUACCUGCGCGGGUUGAGUAA
Messenger RNA from Penicillium verhagenii, 1254 nucleotides. RefSeq lists its product as uncharacterized. The coding region runs from base 1 to 1254 and encodes 417 amino acids. Lineage: Eukaryota; Fungi; Ascomycota; Eurotiomycetes; Eurotiales; Aspergillaceae. Gene Ontology annotation, biological process: DNA-templated transcription; regulation of DNA-templated transcription. The record is from RefSeq and is a predicted model, not a curated record. Gene Ontology annotation, molecular function: DNA-binding transcription factor activity, RNA polymerase II-specific; zinc ion binding; DNA binding. Gene Ontology annotation, cellular component: nucleus. The transcript is spliced from 2 exons.